Molecule: messenger RNA, 855 nt
Organism: Carassius auratus (goldfish)
Lineage: Eukaryota; Metazoa; Chordata; Actinopteri; Cypriniformes; Cyprinidae
Product: SLAM family member 7-like
Exons: 7
Coding region: 1-855 (284 amino acids)
Cellular component (GO): membrane
Source: RefSeq, a predicted model, not a curated record
AUGGAAGCAGGGUUCAGUGCUGAGAUCUCUGUGUUUGUGCAGACAGGAGCUUCUGUUCAACUGGAUAUACAGACACAAGAACCACCAGAGUUUGAUAUUUUAGCCUGGACGAAUAAUAAAUCAGAGAGUAUAGUUAGAUACAACAGUGAUUCCAAAAGAGUAACACCUCUCGAUUUCUACAAGGACAGAGUGGAUUACAAUGAUGUAACCUUCUCUCUGACUCUGAAGAACAUGCAGAAGACAGACAGUGGACUCUACACAGCAAGAACAAUUGGAUCAAAAACUGAAGAUUUGGUCUCAUACAGAUUUUUUGUUAUAGACUCUGUGGAGGCUCCUGUCCUGACUGUGAACUCAAACUGGUCCAGCAGUGACUCCUGUACUGUGAACUUCACAUGCAGAGCUCAUGAGCUCAUGAUUAACUCCAGCUAUCAGAACAACAGAUGCUCUCCACAGGAAGUGACAUCACAUAUCAACACUCUCAUCCUGGACUGCAGUGAGGAAUACAUCAUCUGUAACCAUAGCAACCCUGUCAGCUGGAAACAAGACAGAAGAAACAUCGAAAAGCUCUGCAUUUAUAAAGAUGAAAUCUCAAAGAGUGAUUCAUCUCGCCUGGGUAUAGGAAUUGGUUCGGUGGCAGGGUGCAUUUUGCUUUGUGUUUCAGCCGCUGUGUGCUUCAAGUAUAAAAAAGGUUCUCAGGAGGAGGUAGAAGGUAAUACAGUCUAUGCUCAAGUCGAGGCUGGAGAAAUGCAGAAACCCAGUAGUGACUUCAAUCCUUAUGACAUUCCAGACUGGGCUCUUAAAGUGAUUAAGCACAAGAACCCGAUGAGAAUGUGCUUGAGUCUGCGAUUGCGCUAA